This is a messenger RNA of Trichoplusia ni (cabbage looper), 6434 nucleotides long. RefSeq lists its product as uncharacterized. Bases 207 to 6071 code for a protein of 1954 amino acids. The record is from RefSeq and is a predicted model, not a curated record. NCBI's taxonomy places the organism in Eukaryota, Metazoa, Arthropoda, Insecta, Lepidoptera, Noctuidae. The transcript is spliced from 2 exons.
UUUCUACACAAAAGCUGUCAAAACGUCAAACAUAUUCGUCGAAUAAAAGUGAUCUGGCGAUUGAACAAUCAGCCCUUAGUCAAAUACUCCGUUUUACUAGCCGACGGUUCUGGUACCUAGAGUAUUGAGCUAUAGAAUAAGCUUUAAUAAAUGCAAAGAAAAAUUAGGAGGACUUCAAUAUUUCUAUAAUAUUACUAUCCAGCGAAAUGUCCCCCAAAUACAAGAAGCGCCAGGGAACGUCCGGGAUCCGGGGCCAGCUGUACGAGAGCAAGCUGAUCAGCCUCAUAUACUUCAGGGCGAAGCACGCCGCGAGUGUCGGAGACUUCCUCCUGGCGACCAACAUGGACGAGGUGGGCGCCUUCGACGACAUCUGCCUCCGGGUCAAGCUCAAGGGCGUCGAGAAGCCGCUCGUCGUGUUCGUGCAAGCGAAACAUCGCGAGAACGACAACUCGGUGCUGACGCUCAGCAAGCACGACCUGACGCACUACUUCUACAGCUACCUGAACAUACGCCGAGCGUUCUCCUCGCACGCUGAGGGCGAGCUCUUCGAGGGCACUUACGACGCGACGGAAUGCCUGUUCGUCAUGUACACGACGGCCAAAGCCGCCGACGACAGCCAGCCGUACGAGAGCCCCGUCGCCAAGCACCUCAACGCUCUGAUCGCCACCGGCAAGAGCGGCAUCAGACCGCCUUACAAUCAGACCCACGUGGACUUCCUGUCCGACAUCGUGAUUCAGGAACAGGUCGCCAUGCUGGCGGGACAGCUCGCCAAGUUCCUCGGUGACGACGACGGCGGCGUGCUGUCCAUGAACAACGACCUCAUGCUCUGCUACCACGUCCUUCUGGCGCAGAGAGUCCUCGACGUGAGCAGGAUCCAGCGGAGAGGCGAGGAGAGCGAGCACCGCCUCGCUCACUUCCGACAUGACUUUUUCACUGCAAGCGACGACUUCCUCAAGCUGUUCCGGGACACGCUCGUCCUGCAGAUCCUCAAAAACCAAACUCUAGAGGAGGACAAAGUCAACGUGCUGCUGACGUCACUGUUCACAGAACCCUUUGACAUUCUAGUCCUCAGCGAGCUGAUAGAAUGCGUCGUGACGUACAAACAAGGCAAGCUACAUUUCCUUCACGAAAUGGAUGAAGAACUCAAACAACAGUUGUUCAAGAUCAACGUAUCUCAAGCGACAGUGGAGCGAGCGCUCGAGAUGGCCGCGCAGAGAAUACUCAUCAGGAAGACGUUUAAGGUUCCGGUUACAUUCGGUAACAGCGACUUGACUAUCAGAGGCAAGCUCGAUGUGGACGUUGAACAAGUGUUGAAUGAACUAAGUUCUAAAAUAGUCGAUUUGUUGCGCGAUUCAGAUCCUCACAUUGUUGUCCUAGAUGAGUCUUUGGGUAGUGAGUUCUUACAGCUCAACCAAGGCAUAGCGAGUGCCGUCGGCAACAUGCUGGUUCGAGGAGAUAACGAGAACUCUUUGAAGUUCACAGAUGAACCCGAAGCAUUAGGCGACCUCGCUAAGAGGUUGUAUGAUAAAGUUCGGAAAGAGAUACCGGAUCUGAAUCUGUACAGAUUUGUGGUAAAAACUAAACAGUUGCCUCUCCUCUCAUUCGACAUCGGCGAAGACGGUAUCAACAUGGAAGUUCACCAAGAAAUAACAGCACUAGCUGUUACCAUGGCAAGGUUUCUGAACGAGGAAGUUGGUUUGUCCAGUUUGAUGGACGACGAGCUCGUGCUCAGGUACCACGUCGUCCUGGCGCAGAAGGCUAUCGAGGUUUAUGAGAUACAACAACAGCACGAAGAUGGCGAGCACCGCAUCGCCAGCUUCCGACAGGACCUGUUCGACUCGGACGAGGAAGUUCUACAACUAUUCAGACGCACUCUGUAUCUGGAGACCGCGAAACGACGGAAAAUAGGAACUAGUGAAAUUAGUAGUUUGUUAUCAGCAUUCUACAAAGACACCUCCGACAUUUCUAGUCUCAGCCAACUGAUGGGCAGUGUAGUUACUUACGAGAGCAGUCAGUUACAGUUCGUUCAUGAAACGUCAAAAGAUUUGGAAGAGCAACUAGGCAGAGUCAACGUUACUCAAUCAACAGUAGAUCAGGCCAUCGAGCUGGCUGCGCGAGAGAUACUGACGCAGAUGCACUUUCAAGUACCAGCUGCGUUUGGCAACAAAGACUUGACCAUAAAAGGGCGAAAAGGAUUGAAGAUAGAAAGGAGGCUAACACACUUGAAUAUGAAAAUAUCCGAACUAAACAUUUUGAAGAUAGUCACCAUUGAUGACAGCUUCGAGGACAAACUGUUACGGGAAGGAUUGGCGAGCGCUGUCGGGAAUAUUCUGGUAGUCGAUAAGGAAACCAAUCUGUUGAAAUUUGUAGAUGAAGGGAAGUCCUUAGGACCCCUUUCUGGAAUGUGGUUUCAAAAAUUACGAUCCCAGAUACCCGAUAUACAACAAUACAGGUUUGAUGUGAAGGUCAAUUGGCUUCCGAAACUGUCGUAUAGUUCUGAAGAUGAAGAUAACAGUCACUUUGAAAAGGCAGAAAUGUCGGCGCUGGCUGAAGUAGUCGCGAACUGCAUUAGCGAUGGGACUGAUUGUGUGAUGUCUAUGGACGAUGAAAGACUUCUACUGUACCAUGUCAUCUUAGCAGAACAAGCAUUUAAUAUCUCCGAUAUACAAAGCGAUGACGUCAGCAAACACCGCAUCGCUAGCUUCAGAAAAGACUUCUUUGACACAAACGACCAACUCAUGAAACUGUUCAGAGAUAAACUUUACGUAGAGGUAAUCGAACGUCGCAAAUUAGAGGAGACUGAUCUUCAGACCGCAAUCGCAACCUUCUGCCAGUUUCCUGAUGAUGUUACCCUUCUGAGCAAGUUGCUUGGCAACGUCAUUACCGUCAGACACGGCAAGGUACAGCUUGUGCAUGAUAUGUCAGAAGAUUUGACAAAACCAUUGAACAAAGUUAGUGUGAGUCAAUUAAACGUAAAUCAGGCAAUCGAGCUGGCUGCUAAGGAGAUACUCAUGUCAAAACAGUUUAAAGUACCGACUGAGUUUGGUAAUAAAGACUUGACUUUGAGAGACAGAGGCUGUCACGUGACUAAAGCACUGAACCGUCUCACGAUGAGAAUGUGUCGGCUCGUGAACAGUCCAGAUGUUGUCAAAAUGGCUACCAUCGACGAGUCCCUAGGAGACGGACUCCUCAAGCCCAGCGGCGGUAUCGGCGGACUCGUCGGCAACUUACUGGUCCAAGAGGAGGACACCAAGCUCUUGAAGUUCACAGACAACAGCGAGACACUAGGAGAGCUCUCCAAAAGACUAUUCAACAAACUACAGAACAAUAAACAUGACUUGCGUCAGUACAGAUUCAUUGUGACAGCUAAAAGGUUUCCGAAACUCACAUUCGACAGUAGCGACCACGACCGACGCUUGGUGGAGGACUUCUUGAACAGACUGCUUUACUUCACCAGCCAGGCCGACGAGACCCGCGUGGGAGACAUCCUGAGAGGAGACAUCGAAGACAACAUCUGUCGGAGAGUGAACAACUUCCGAGUGACAUCAGACGCGCUGUUCCUGACGUUCCACGACGAAAUACAAGCCUGGUGGAUGGCCGCGGAGGGCGACUACCUCACCAAGAAGAGCAAGAAGUAUGAAAUAGCGAGCAAGAAGAUAGUCAGCAAGCCUCUGAUGACGGUGCUCGGCAUGAUGCACCAGACCAAGCUAGGGAACAACAUCGAGUGCUCCUUCAAGGACAAAGUCAUCAGCGCUCUGAAGCUGACCUCGGGAGCCGUCGUGGUGACGAACAGCGCUGACCUGACCGUGGCCAAGAUGAUACAGCGUUACAGAAGCCAAGAGCACGUCGUGCUGGACUUGGAGUACAUGCUGAACCUGCAAGCGAACGAAUACAACACGCUGUGCGAGGAGCUCAGAGACACGGACGAGAGCAAAGUGCUGGUGGUGGUGUGCAACCACAAGCCGAGCAACAGGAACUGGUCGAGCCGACUGCGAAACAUCGCCGAGGCCGUGAGAGACAAGUUCACUGUUGCCGUCAUCAACAGGGACCUGGUCCCGUUUGUUAAAGAAUAUUUCGGAAACAUGAGUGACGUCAUUGACGACGGAGUAGUUAAUCUGGCUGACUUGACAGCAGAAUCACAGAAGAGCGUCUUGAAGAAUGCCACUGCCGUGUUCCAAGGACAAGAAGUGAGGUUAGAAUUAAUAUUAGACGAAGAAUCAAUGAGGUACGUAAAGGGGGAGGUGUUGAAUAAAGUGAUUAACAAUGAAGUCAUAACUGUAAGUAAACUAGUCAGCAGUUUGAAUUACGAGAAAAUUAAACCUAUAUACAUUGACAGGCACAUUGCCCGCGCAAACCAGACGCCAUCGUUGCUAAUGUCACUCAAUGACGUAUAUGAUGACGUGGCUGUAAUAGUAGGAAGACCAGGGAUGGGAAAGUCAACCCUGCUCACUCAUCUUUCACAACGAUCAAAAAUAUUAGAUCCAAAACUUUGGAUCGUUAGAGUAAACCUGUUGGAUCACUCCGAACAAUUCAACAACUGGAAAGAUCACGAAACGGACAUCGAUGUGUCGGAGAGUUUGAGAUUCUUGUGUAAAGUGGUGCUGAAUGGUGACCCUGUCAGUGACCAGCCGCCGGUCAUCGAGCUGGAGGAGUCAGGAGGUUUCAUGUACCUCAGGCACUGCGCAGGAGACGAGAGCACAGCUUUCGAAUUACAAAUGUUCCUACAUUAUUACAACACCAAGAAUGUGAUGUUCCUUUUCGAUGGGUUUGACGAAAUCUGUCCGAGAUACACUAAUGAGGUUUUAACGUUUUUAAAAGUUCUAAAAUCACACUACUUUUCAAGCUUACAUUCUAUUCCGAAGUUACAAAGUAGACCUAUAAUGUGGAUUACAAGUGGGUCUCAAGAAAACAUCAAAAAAACCUUAGAAUGUCAAUUUGGUAUUUCAUAUGAACUGCAAAUGUUUCCAAGGACCGAACAAGAUAGGUAUCUAUGUCUAUACUGGGAAACAAAGAAAUUAUUAAAGGAAUUUACUAGAAAAGAUCUGGAUUAUCUAAAGAAUAUUAUCAUUUUUAUAGAAAAAGGACUUAAAUCCUAUAAAGAGUCGAAAGAUUUCGGAAAGUUUUUGCACCGCCAUUAUUCUGAAGCGUUAAUUAAUUUUGCGUAUCAAGUUAUGAAAUAUCUAAAACAAAAACUAAAGUCAUGCUCCGUGCAAAAUAUAGUAGCAGUAAAGUCAAUUAUAAAUGAUUUAAUAAUAUUCGUUGUACAUUACGUUAAAGAUUUUUACACACCCUUGCAUUUGUAUUUAGUCACCGUUUACAUAUUCAACCAGAUUAAAAAUUUCGAAAAUUCCAUGUGGAAUUUCGAAGUUAAUAGCGAAUUUACAAUUUACGAAAGAUUCAUUGAAACCGAAAUAAAAAAGCAAUGUCGCAAAUUAGCUUCAAAUUAUGACUUUGAUUUUUUUGACAUUCAUAGAAAGUUAGGGGCGGUCGCCAUCUUUGAUGCUGACGUUGAAAAUAUUUUUACAAUGGAAGAUUUGAAGAGUAUUGCGAAAAGUAAAUUGACAAUCAAAGAAAGAAAAGUUAAGACGGGUGUGAUUUGCGGUAUUGCAAAUGAUGUGCCUUUAUUCCUCCAUCGUACUCUAGCCGAAUGUUUUGCUGUCCGCCAUAUUUGUCGCAUAAUAAAAUUACAUGAAAGUAGCGACGAAAAACAGAAUACGAUUUGGGAUUUUAUUUUAAAUAUUCUCUUUUUAAAGUACGAUAGAAAUUUAAGGGAUAUACUGAAUUACAAAAUACAAGAAGAUGAUUUAUUAAGACAAACGAUAAAAAAAUAUAAACCUGUCAUUUUUGAGUUACUGUUGACACAAGGCAAAGGUGUUUUUUCAUACUUCCCAGACGACAUGAGCCGGUUAAUUUAUUUAAAAAUUAAAAAACACCUUGAAAUGGCUGUUUCGAAAGAUCUUGUAAAAUUCGUCGAGUUGUUGUAUGAUCUUAAAAUUAUGUUGAAUUCAGACUAUUUAGAAACACUCAAAGAUUAUGAAUUUGCUCCCCGUGCGUCUUUAAAGUCAAUAUAAAACUUUGGUAUUAUAUUGUAAUGUGUAAAUGACAAGUCAAAGUCACGUUACUUAUCAAGAAAUGUCAUUCUAAUCGACGGUCAUCAUUUUUAAUUUCUUUGUAAACUUCGAUCACGCUGACUAAUUUUCCUUUAUUUUGUAAAGGAAAAUUUCUUUACAGAAAUGAUUUUAAAUAAAUAAAAAACUUUAAUUCAGGUCUUUAUUUUAUAAAUUAUUAUUGCUUUGCUAAUUAUUAUUACCAAAUUAGUCUGUUGCAGAUUUGAAAACAAGAAGAACGUCUCUUAAUAUGGAUGAUGACUGGGUAUAAAAAGAAAAAAAUCUCAUUAGUCCCUCAGUUAGAUAAUUGAAAAGUAUGAGACACGU